This is a messenger RNA of Electrophorus electricus (electric eel), 1220 nucleotides long. It is a transcript of the gene tmem65, whose product is annotated as transmembrane protein 65. Gene Ontology annotation, cellular component: mitochondrion. The record is from RefSeq and is a predicted model, not a curated record. Gene Ontology annotation, biological process: cardiac ventricle development; regulation of cardiac conduction. NCBI's taxonomy places the organism in Eukaryota, Metazoa, Chordata, Actinopteri, Gymnotiformes, Gymnotidae.
AGCUAUGACGAAAAGCAAUUUCACGUGUCAGAGAAAGUCUUAUAGAACUAAAAUGAACUGUUAUUGUUAAGCAACUUAUUUCCAUGUGGUUAUUAGAAAUCAAACAACGUUUGUUAAACUGCUUAUGAUACGCAGAAAUAAUUAACCUGGAUUGAGUCCUCGGAUCUGAGGAACCUUGGGGUUGCUAGUAGGGACUACGUACUAGCAACUUGCUAAAUACUAGCCUGACUCGGCUGUGAUGUGAACCCUUGAAGAUUUUGCUCCAGACGGAUUCCCCGUUUUACUCUCAUAAUGCUGAGGUUUUCUUGUCAAAGAGCACUCGGUCCCUGCGCGCUCGGAGGAGCGCGUGGAAGCAUGAGCUUCAGACGGCCUGCGCUGUCACGCGCUCAGAAAUGCUUCCUCGGGACGCACAAGCAUAAAGAGAAGCUGGAGCCGCUGAAUACACCUCGAGGAGCAAAAGACUUUAUCUAUAGUUUGCACCCCACAGAGCGGAGCUGCUUACUUAAAGAGUUACAGAGCUUCGAGUCCGAAGCCAUCGCCCAAGACCACGCCCCCUUUAGCAGAAGGGUCAGCAGGCACAGCAUGCAGGCUGAGGUGACUGUGGAGAAACUGGAGCCUUCGCCCCCGAAUGCCAGCCAGCUGAGAUAUGUGCUCCUUCACAAUGCCAUCCCCUUUAUCGGCUUCGGUUUCCUUGACAACGCCAUCAUGAUCGCUGCAGGAACCCAGAUUGAGAUGUCCAUCGGUGUCACGUUUGGAAUAUCAACCAUGGCAGCUGCUGCCUUGGGGAACCUGGUGUCAGACCUGGCUGGACUUGGGCUUGCAGGUUACGUGGAGGCUCUAGCUGCCAGGUUGGGCAUGCAGAUUCCUGAUCUUACGCCUAAACAAGCAGACAUGUGGCAGACCAGACUCAGCUCACACUUGGGGAAGGCCAUCGGCGUCACUAUCGGCUGUCUCCUUGGUAUGUUUCCACUCCUCUUCCUCAGUGAUGAGGAUGAAGAAAAAACAAAGAACUCUCUGCUUUCUACUCCCUCAGACUCUAAAUAGGUUUUUUUUCUGGGUUUUUUAAGAUGUUCAUUGAUAAUGUCAGAUUAACACUAUUCUCUCAUGCAUUUUAUAUUAAUAUGACUGAACUCAAGUCUCAACUGCAAAAAGCUGGGAGAUUUACAGAGUUUUAAUUACAUACUUGUGUGUGUGUGUAUAUAUUGUAUGUAUAUAUAUAU